Trichoderma atroviride IMI 206040 is the source of this 3258-nucleotide messenger RNA. The record is from RefSeq and is a predicted model, not a curated record. Lineage: Eukaryota; Fungi; Ascomycota; Sordariomycetes; Hypocreales; Hypocreaceae.
AUGGCCAGCGGCGGCAAAUGGCGCGAGGAGCAGGUGCUCGUCAUCUGCCCCGGCAGCAGAACCACCAUGGCCCAGCUGGGCUGCGGCGAGCUCUCGCCUCCACACCAUCGCAUCCCCACGAGGAUGUUUCGAGACGAGGAGGAUUCGAACCUGUGGCGGCCGUACUACACAUACAAGCGGGUGACGACGAUUGACGGCGUGGAGAAUGAAGAGUGGGUGGAGGAUGUAGACGAGGACAAGGGUGCCGUCUGGCCAAUUGAGGGUGGCCGCAUUGUCCAGAUGGAUGCUUUUCUCGCCUUCCUGGACCACGUCCACGGCCUGCUCACCACGACAUAUCACAACACACCCAUCAUGCUGAUGGCAUCUCCGCAGUGGACGCGCCCCGACUGCGAGACCAUUGCGCGGUACAUCUUCGAGAAGACAAAGACUCCCGCGCUGUGCUUGAUCCACAGCGGCAUUGCCACGCAAUACGGCCUCAAGUGGCCCAACAUGACCGUUGUCGACAUUGGCUACGAAAAGGUCGAUGUCACGGCCAUCCACGACGGACGAGUCAUCAACCACAUGGAUCUGGGCCGGCCGCAGCCUGGACGACACAUUAGCGGCGGCGAGGUCUUUACACAGAAACUGCAGCAGCUGCUGACGGACAAGAACUUCAGCCAUGACAUGGCAGAGCAGCUGAAGAAGAGCGGCAUCUGUGAAGUGCUGCCUUACGCCCCAUCCCAGAAGAACCUCGUUGUGCUCCCCGUUGACACUCCAGACGCAGCGCGCUCAGCGGCAGCCCCAAGCAAGGCAGGAGGAGAGCCUGGCGCAGCAGACUCUACAACGGCGGAUGGGCCCGCGGCGGAUGUUCCCAGGAUCGAGGAGCCUUCUAGGACAGAUGACGUCGUCAUGGAGGACAACGAAGGCACGGAUACAAAUAUUGACGAUGAUGGUGUCCUGGAUGUGGCCACCAUCGUUACCAGCGGCCAGACCAAGGAAUUCCUGGCCAAGAAGGAGAAGGAGAAGGAGAAGGGCAGGCCUGGGCGAAAACCGAAAGCGGAUAAGGAAGCAGAGGCGGCUGCUGCUGCAAGGCCUGUUCGACAGCCCAACUCCAAGAAGAUGCGCAACACAUUUUCGUACGAGGAGAUAAUCAUGGAGGAGGUGUCCAAGGCAGUGCCUGUAUCUGUAGUUGAGCUGGAGCCAACGGCCAUGCAGGGUGUGGAGAGCAGCAGUGCCGCCGAAGGUGUUCCUGCGGUCGCAGCUCCAGACGUUGCUGCAGACGCCAAACCCCCUGCCCCUGAAGCAGCAGCACCUGCAACAGGAACCGACAACGAGCCUGUUAUCAAGUCUGAAGUCAAGUCUGAAGAGACAAAUGUCAACGGCGAUGGCAAUGACGCAACUCUGGCCACGAUCCCAGACUCCAAGCCCGCAGAAGCCAUCAACGGCAGCAACGGCAACGACACCACCAAGGCUGACGAUGCCACCGCCGCCGACUCCAACGAACCCCCCGAGCUGCGGCCGCGCAAGAUCCGCCGCGAAAUCGAAGUCGGCCUGGAGCGCUUCCUCUUUGCGGACCGCGACGAAAUCGACCGCAUCGUCACCACAAUCUACCGCACCAUCCAGGGCGUCGAGGACAUGUACAUGCGCCCGGCCUGCUGGGACAACCUCGUCUUCGUCGGCAACGGCUCGCGCCUGCGCGGCCUCAAGGACAACAUCCUGCAGACCCUGCACGCGCGCCACAUCAUCUCGCCGUCCACGGCCACAAUGUUCACGUCCGAGCUGCCCUCCAACGUCGCCACGCCCGCCGGCACCGGCGCCCAGACGCCCGUCGGCAGCUUCGCCGGCGCGCCGCACCAGCUGUCCACCAGCAGCGUCAACCCGCUGCUGCAGGCCGCCACCACGGCCAGCACCUUUGGCGUCCCCGUCCCCGGCCGAGACUCCAACUCCAUCCAGGUCGCCUCGGGGUCCACGCCCGCCGUCGGCUCCGAGGCUGCCGGCCCCGCGAGCGGCCACCACUUCCACAGCCAGACGCCCACCAGCAUCAAGACGAUUGCGUUGCCGACGUACCUCAGCGAGUGGAGCAAAAAUGGCUUCGAAGAGGCCAUGUUCCUGGGCGCGCAGGUGGCUUCGAGGAUAGCGUUUUGCCUGCACUCCAACAUGGACGCUCAGGCUAUCGAGGCGCAAAAGUCUAUGAGCUUGAGCAGAGUAGAUUACAACGAACACGGCCCCAAGGGUAUCCGAACACACUCCAUGCUCAGCUAAACAAAGCAAGCCAUAAACUAUAACAAAUGUAACAAAAAAAGAAAAUUCUUCCAUGUUUCAUCUGGAGUUUUAACGGACGGCACGAAAUUGGGCGUGUCAGGGUGAAAUUGUAAUCAGUGAUACAAACAAAACCGGAGGGGAAGGGAGGAUUUUGAUAAUUCCAGAGACCUAAGGGGGAGACGGAGCCACGGGUAGAUAUAAAUGUUCAGAUACUUUUUCCUUCCUUCUUUUCUUCUCUACAAGUUAUUUCCUUUCUACCGAGAGGAGAAUAAAAGGAUACCAUGAAAUAAAAUGCCUGAGCCACACAAAAUAAAUGAUGAAUUCUGAAGUCAUCUUUUGAUCUUUUUUGAACAGAAAAAAAAAAAAGAGAAUUAUCCAACACGCAAACUAGUAGCAUAUAUAAAUACAUGUGUAAACAUGAGAGGUAUAUCGUCUGCUUCCUUACUCAAAGCUUAUGCAAAAUGUUCCCAUGCAAACUCCCCUCCUUUUUAGCCUUUUAGCCUUACCAGCCUCUACCAUCUUGUGAACAGUGAAACAAGAGCUGGCUUCGCUCAAGAUAUUACCAUUCAGCUGCUUUUGAGCCGUGGAUAUCACGGAGAUACUUUCGUCCUCUUCUUCCCAAUUAAAGACAGCACGGCCUGAUGCAUGGAGUUCCGCAAAGGGACAUGGAAAUGGGUGAGCGUGCGCCAUGAUUGAACGGUUUCUAGCCCGCUGCAUUUCUGGCGGCAGCUUCUCGAGCUGCUUGAUUCCAGUCCGUCUUCAACAGAUAGGUAUAUUCAAUCGUCGUAACCAGGAAUAAGCCCACGCUGACACCAGCCCAUAGACCUUGCAGCUUCCAGCCAAGUCCAAAAGCCAAUGCGAGCGAAAUGGGCAACGAGAUGGCAUAGUAUGAAAUCAAGUUCACGGGCCCGCCUAUGCUCUGUUUGCCAAUACCACGCAGCAGUCCGUGGGCACCAGCGCUCAUGCAGUCGAAUACCUGCAUGACGGCGACGACAGGCAAGAUGCUGGCGACAAUUG